CCUGUCUGAGACAUUCCGCACCAUCCUGCAACUCCUCCACUCACUUUCUCUCAAAUUGAAGAAUCUGUCUGUCUGGAGGAGAGAGAGAGGUUAACGCGUAUCCAGUGGCUCUCCACUGCGCACAGAGAGCAGCUCGUUUAUCUUUCUUUUCCACGUUUUAUGUGUUCAUAAAAACCGCCAUUCUCUCCACGCCGAACUGGAUCAAUAGACCUCGUCGCCAGCGGUCGUGGAAGAUGGAUGCGCCUCUGGAGAGCCAUAUAAUUUCCCUGGAAAUAAACAUGCGACGGGAUGUUGGAUAAAUGGGUGCCUCUCCAAACCAUGGAAACCUGUCGGAAUAUAGUGGUUUACUUUGUAUAAUGCGCGUCAUGAGCUGUGCUUGCGCAUUUUGAAAGAUUUAAACUCGCCAGUUCUGAUGUGCGCUCGCCUUGGAGAGGUCCACUCUAACAUGUAGUUCAUAGAUCAAAAGCAGAUUCUUGUGGGACAUGGAUAGACUUUCUAAACCAUCUGCGGAUAUAGUGUCGAUGAUCAUAGCUUCUGUCUGAAUUGUAUUGGAGGUCUGCUGAAUUUGGAGGGGAGACUUUGGCAUGCGAACCUAACGACGCACCGCGUUCUCCUUUCCCAGCUGUCCGCGGCGCACAGACAGUGGACUCAAAGCGUGUAGCUGGUAAACAACGCGCAACAGAUAUCAACUAAUGCGUUGAUUGAUCAUGCUGAGACAGAUGCUCUUAAACUCCACGGCCGCAGCACGAAACUUUGACCUGCUGACCCACACACACGCACCGGCCCCGCUCAACGUGUCUCACGGUCCCGUCAGCGUGUCCGCCAUGCUGAAACCCACUGGCCGCGGAGGUGCUCUGCGCGAGGGUGAGCUGAACAAACCGGACCUGGCCACGUAUGUGGUGAUGUGCCUGUUGCUUUUUCUCCUAGUCCUCCUCAUCGUCUUCUUCAUCAACUGUCAGCUAAGGAACUCCUUCUUUGCCUCCAUGCCUUAUGACCGCUCACUGCGAGAGGCCCGCAGCUCCUAUAAAUGACACUGGUCAGAACCGGGGGCCGCAGGUGCCCAAAAUGAUUAACACUGUGUGUUUCACACAAUGGAUUGUGGUAUUGGAAUGGAAGGUCAUGUGCAAUGGAUUUCGGAAAGCAGGGGCUCGGAUUGAAUCUGAGCUCAACUGUGUGCUUGUUUAUCUGUCUGUAUAUAAUGACUGUUUUGUACUUCUGCACGAUAGCAUCAAGGCCUUUUUUGUCCGUGAGGUUAAUUAUAUACGUCUUGUGCAUUAUGUAAGAGGGAUUAUUUUCUUGUACUGUGUUAAACAAUGAUUAAAUCUCACAUGCAUUGCG
Molecule: messenger RNA, 1338 nt
Organism: Misgurnus anguillicaudatus (oriental weatherfish)
Lineage: Eukaryota; Metazoa; Chordata; Actinopteri; Cypriniformes; Cobitidae
Product: small integral membrane protein 32
Source: RefSeq, a predicted model, not a curated record